Molecule: messenger RNA, 444 nt
Organism: Colletotrichum abscissum
Lineage: Eukaryota; Fungi; Ascomycota; Sordariomycetes; Glomerellales; Glomerellaceae
Product: 40S ribosomal protein S17
Exons: 3
Coding region: 1-444 (147 amino acids)
Biological process (GO): translation
Cellular component (GO): ribosome
Molecular function (GO): structural constituent of ribosome
Source: RefSeq, a predicted model, not a curated record
AUGGGUCGCGUUCGCACCAAGACCGUCAAGAAGUCCGCCAAGGUCAUCAUUGAGCGGUACUACCCCAGACUCACCCUGGACUUCGAGACCAACAAGCGCAUCUGCGAUGAGAUCGCCAUCAUCGCCUCCAAGCGCCUCCGCAACAAGAUUGCUGGCUACACCACCCACUUGAUGAAGCGUAUCCAGCGUGGUCCCGUCCGCGGUAUCUCCUUCAAGCUUCAGGAGGAGGAGCGUGAGCGCAAGGAUCAGUUCGUCCCCGAGGUCUCCGCCCUCGACUUCACCCAGAACACCGAGAGCGGCCAGCUCGAGGUCGAUGUCGAGACCAAGGACCUUCUCAAGCACCUCGGCUUCGACGCUAUCCCCGUCAACGUCACUCCCGUCGGCCAGACCCAGGUCCAGGAGCGCGGAGGCCGCUUCGGUGGCCGCCCCCCUCGCCGCGACUAA